Phytophthora nicotianae INRA-310 is the source of this 3366-nucleotide messenger RNA. RefSeq lists its product as hypothetical. NCBI's taxonomy places the organism in Eukaryota, Oomycota, Peronosporomycetes, Peronosporales, Peronosporaceae. The transcript is spliced from 3 exons. The record is from RefSeq and is a predicted model, not a curated record. The coding region runs from base 104 to 2374 and encodes 756 amino acids.
CAUUUUUUUCAACAUGUUGAAGUUAUUUUGUAUCCAUGUCACUCAAGCGGGUAUUGUAUCGCAACGAUUGUAUCACUAGGCCAAAAAUCAAGCUAACGCCGUGAUGUUCUGGCGCCGCAGUCGCGCGAAAGAGGCGCAGGAGGAUGAAACAGACGAUCUGGCGAAGCUGCAGAAGCAGUUUGGCAUCAAACCAGUGAAUGACGCGGAUGUGCAGGCGGAGUUCCAGGCGCUAUUGGCGGCUACGGGCGCCACCGGUACGAGUCCGACGGAGGAAAGUAUUCUAUUCGGGGCUGGAGGUGACGAUGAGGAUGACGACGAAGCCAAGAUCUUGAGAGACUUGCAGCUGGAUGGAAUCAACCUGAGUGGCGAUGAGGGCGAGAAUGAUGCUCAUCGAGCAGCGAAGAACGAGCUGCGUGGGGUGCUGGACGGGGUCCAUCAGACAGCGAGGGAGAAUCACAAUAGGGAGACAGCCGAGAUAAGCGGAAAGACGCCCGCUAAAGGACCUAGUAAAGGUGAGAAUGCAGCGGCAUUGAAGCCGCAGAGAGCUGCGCUGGUACACGCUUUAAAGAUGGAGGCACUGGCGCUCAAAAGAGAGGGGAGGAUUCAAGAGGCGCUAGCAAAAUUUCGAGAGGCCAAGCAGCUCCAGGAACAGUUUUCUUCAGCACAGGAGAAUGCGAGUAAAACUUCGAGUGACGUAGCUCGAACUGUACAGAAUGAGAGAACGGAAACAAAUGUACGAGCGCCGAUGGAUACUAUCCUAGAUGAUGGCGACCAUGAUGUCGAAGUUACCGACGAGGACAUGCAGGAUCCCGAGUUUCUUGCACAGUUAGCGAAAAUGGGUCUGACAGAGAAUGAUGGAGAUUCUGGUGCUACGGCAUCCGCCCAGUAUCAUGAUGUUAUGCAGCAGUUAUCAGCAAUAGAAGCGCAAAUACAGGAAUGUAAACUACAAGCUGUGCAACUCAAAAGACAGAAUCAGAUUGCUGACGCACUAGCCUGCAUGCGGAAGAUUAAGGAGCUUGAAGCGAAACGAGAUGAACUGCGAUCGUCACCAGCGGUAGCUAACCAGACGUCAGUAGUUCAGCAGUCUACAGCUCCAGCAGUCGCUGAGUCUGUCUAUCAUUCUGUUGCAGUGAGCAGCACUACGUCGGUACGUCUGAACGCGAGUGCAUUUCCCCUCGACGAGAGCCAAGCUGACAGCGACAACGACAGCAUUUCGGACGUCGAAGUAACUGCUGAAGACAUGAACGAUCCAGCUUUUGCGGCAGAAUUACAGAAGCUAGGUGGUGAUGACUCUAUCUCGAUUGCACCAACACCUCAAGAUACCUCGAUAGCCAUUACAACCGCUGUAGCUGCUUCACUGCAUGUUGCGUCCAAACCAACUCCACCGAGCUCACGGUUGCUGAAAGCUGCCCCAUCGAUUGACGAAGAUUACCUUAUCGACGCGUUCGAUGAUAAGUCCGAUUCCGAGGGGGAGACGAAUCAUCUUACGACCGUGAUGUCGAGUGGGUCACUGCAUUCAGUUUCUUCUGUACCAGAGGUGGGAAAAGCUGCAGUACCUGUUGAGUACGGGAAUGCUAAGGCUGAGGGGGGAGAUACCCAUAUUGCUGAUCUCGCUGCAGAGCUACAGAAAGCAAAACAGAGCGCGCUAUCUCUGAAGCGAAAAGGUGACAUUCAAGGUGCGCUCGAAUCGAUGCGACGAGCGAAACAGAUUCAAAACCUCAUUGACCUAAAGCAACACGCCAGCGAAAACCCUGCAGCCACUUUGGGCUCAGCACAGAACUCCGCAACCACUGCCAAAUUUCAGGAGCUCGAGCAGUUGCUGGUUGAUUUCGGUAACCGAGCGAUGACACUAGCAAAGGAAAAUCUGUCGAUUAAUCGGGAAAAGGCAUCGGAGUGGUUGGCUAAGCGAAAGCAUUAUGGUGCCGAGCUGGAAAAACUACGACAAAGCAGGCAAAACCCGCUGCAGUUGCCGCCUCGCUACGAAAUCGUAAAAACCUCUCGUCAAGUGGAAUAUGAGCUGCCGUUCAUUGCAGAUGACCUGGUUAAGGUCUCCGUUAAAAGUGUAAGUGGGUUGUCCCAGGUGGCGGGUAAAUCUGUGUUUGUCAAAUUCUGCCUCAAUUUCCCAUCCACGACACCGCAUGAGGGACAGACUGCGGAAUUCCAGAUCAACCCAAACGCUCCAUUUGCAACGAAGAUCUCUUCUGGCCAGACAGAAUUUGUGUUCAAGCUGGCAAGAUCACGUGGAACUAUGCGUCUUUUUGAGAUAAAGAAGGCCGUUUUCGAAGUUUGGAAGUCGGGAACGUUGUUCCGCAACCCCGAACUUGUUGCCCGAACAUAUCAAGAAUUGGUAAGGGUUGCUUGCGAUCAAUACUGAAUGUCAUUCCCUAACGCGUCUUUCGUAUUUCCCACCAUAGACACCUCUACUGACGUGUUGUGAAAUAAACACUCAGCUUCCUUUCCUCGGAUCAAACCGAAAGCCCUGUGGAGGAGAUAUCGAGGUUGCUAUUCAAAUGCGUCGUCUGCUCAAGGAGAAAGAGUUUCGCCAGGAGGCUGUCGAGGAUCUGGUCAUCGGCGACUAUCCCGAGCCGAUGGUCUCUACUUCGGAGCAUCUUACCAUGCCAAGUGUGACAUUAGAGCCAUCCCCAACCGAAGCCAACAGCCUAUCCAGCAAAAAUGCGGCACCAAAUUCCGACAGUUCUCGUUCAAUGAUGAAAGAGGACCAACCAGCUUCUACCACUGCUGAGCUGGACGAUCCGCACCAUCUUGAUCUGAUUGUGAGCUACGAUGUUAUCAACGAAGAGGUAAGGGAUGCUACAGAUAUUCGUCGUACAGUUUCUGACAUAUUUUAUCAUGGCAGCUCGAGAAGGUGGGGACAAAACUACCAUCCUUAACAGGACCGGCUACGAUUGAGCUGAACGACCGAUACGAUUCUCUCGCGUUAAAGAAACAGUUGCUGGAGAUCGAGAUGCAGACGGGCAAAUUGACAUUGGAAAUGUAUGUCGAGCGUCUGCACAAACGCAUUGCUGAAGACCGUAUUCUGAUGUCAAAGCUGCUCUCAUCGAAUCGUCGGUUGGACGCUGCACGCGUUCUUCACCGUAUCAAGAUCAUGGAAAAGGAACUCGUGGGUGCCGAUGGUGACUCAGCAGAAUCAUGAUUGUUUACAAAUUCAGUAGCUUUGUUGCAAGUGGUUAUGCUUAUCUUUCCUCAUGUUCGCCGCUCUUCUCAUGAAAUGCUUCUAGUGCUAAUAGGAGUUUCUGGUAAGCUACAAGUUCUCCAUGUUCUUUUGUGCUUGGUGAGGCAACACCUGGAUAGUAUAGUUGCAAACUUGUGAAGGCAUCUGCUGACAAUGACAGUCCAAUUUGGUCG